CUAACACCAAGUACCUUCUCCUCCUCCUUCUCCUUAGAUGUUAUGUUCUCCACCUUUCGGUCUUUUUCAAUCAUUGUCAUGUCCAGAGAGAAAUAAUUGCAGUCGACCAUCAUGUAUAUUUUCACAUAGCUCAGAUUUGCCAUCCCACAAUUCGCUUAACAUCCCAGUCCAUGAACCGUCUCCCGUCCCCAUCCCACAGAAAAUAGCCAAACCGUCUGCCGAUGUAGUACCUCGACUACCUUCUGGUAGCAAUGGGAAUCCCAGCGGACCCCCAACACAGCGUCUAAGAGUUGGCACCGCACAGAAGCCAGUUGCCGUUCCUGCCACAUCGCACACUAGUACCGGCGUACCAAUCCUUAGAAUUAAUCCCGCACAAUCUCAAGUCGCUCUCCCAGUCCGUCAAGCAAUGCUGAAGACGCUGUACGAGCACUUUGUCGUCCUUUACGACUCUAUACUGCCAUUAAACCCGACCAUUGCAUCUGAGCAUGCACUUCGUCAGGAGGAACAAGUCUAUAACAAGUCCACUAAGUUGACAUAUCGCAACGCCGUUAUAAAUUCAAUAGCAGCUUUGAAGCGACGUCCAAUACCGACGUCUACAUCACAUCUAUCUGUAGGCACUGAAGAAGAUUUGGCGGCUCGCGCAGAGUCCAGGAAGAAAUUAGAUAAUCUCCGGGUAACCCGAGAUCUUCUCAAACCACUUGUCAUGUCUUUAGAGGACAUGCAGUCGUGGGGCUUUAUUACCGAAGCGACCAACCGAGUGCCUGAAGGCAAAAUUAUUCAAUGCGAACGAUGCACCCAGUCGUACAUGGUCAAAAGUAAUCCUACAUCAGAAGAAUGUCAUCAUCAUUGGGGAAGGCUUUUCACGCACAAAGUCAACGGAGAGCGUCUGCGUUCCUAUUCUUGCUGCUCUAAGCCAGCGGAGGAAGGCGGAUGUACUAGAGGCCCACACGUCUUUUAUGAGUCUAUAGCAGCAGACUUGCACUCACGCCAUGCAUUCUCGUUUACCCGUCCAUCAGUCACCGACACGGAGAUGGAUUCAACCGAUACAGCCUUAGAUGUCGUGGCUUUAGAUUGUGAGAUGAUUUACACGACUGGAGGUAUGCGCGUCGCCCGUGUUUCGGUAGUCGAUGGUUCCGGGAAACAAGUUUUUGAUGAAUUAGUGAGGAUGGAUGAUGGAGUCGAAGUCGUAGACUACAAUACACGAUUCUCCGGUAUUACCCAGGAAGAGCAUGUGCAAGCUGCGCUCUCGUUGUCUUCUGUACGCAAAUCCCUUGACGCGUUCAUCAACCGUGAUACGAUCGUCAUCGGGCAUGCCCUUCACAAUGAUCUCAACACACUUCGGAUAGUUCAUCAUCAGUGUGUUGAUACAGCCAUUAUCUUCCCCCAUCGCGCAGGUCCUCCAUAUCGACGUUCUUUGAGGGACCUGGCGAAAGAACACCUUGGUCUCACAAUCCAGGCUGGUGGAGGAACAAGCGGGCAUUCUUCAGUGGAGGACUCUGUAGCAACACUUGAUCUUGUGAGGUGGUAUGUCCUGAACAAGCUAAAACCGACUGCCAAGACGUAGAUACUGCCACUACUGUUGUUGGUAUCACCCACGCAUACCUCUCAGGUAUGAGACAUCCACUAUCCAGACACCAUCUGUGCCAUGCCUUCCUAAGCCGCCGACUGUAGCUUUCAGCGGAUCAAUGGGCCGCGUGCAGCUCCCAAACGACCUAUGAUGUCCUCGGAGGACUCUUGCUCUUCGACACUAUCCGAUUAACUGACCACGCGCAGGACUGACUUCUUGGACGAUUCUUGCAUCUCUCCUGCGAUUAUGAGCUCGUCCAGGAUC
Molecule: messenger RNA, 1831 nt
Organism: Suillus paluster
Lineage: Eukaryota; Fungi; Basidiomycota; Agaricomycetes; Boletales; Suillaceae
Product: ribonuclease H-like protein
Exons: 10
Coding region: 38-1564 (508 amino acids)
Cellular component (GO): nucleus
Molecular function (GO): exonuclease activity; nucleic acid binding
Source: RefSeq, a predicted model, not a curated record